Molecule: messenger RNA, 484 nt
Organism: Spea bombifrons (plains spadefoot toad)
Lineage: Eukaryota; Metazoa; Chordata; Amphibia; Anura; Pelobatidae
Gene: PFDN1
Product: prefoldin subunit 1
Exons: 4
Coding region: 56-424 (122 amino acids)
Biological process (GO): protein folding
Cellular component (GO): cytoplasm; prefoldin complex
Molecular function (GO): protein folding chaperone
Source: RefSeq, a predicted model, not a curated record
UGGUUGAAAAACGGUAAAACGCCUGACGCAAUGCGCAUGUCCAUAUCGAGGAAUCAUGGCUACCGCGGUGGAUUUGGAGCUUAAGAAAGCCUUCACUGAACUUCAAGCUAAAGUAAUGGAUACGCAGCAAAAGGUGAAACUUGCUGAUCUACAAAUUGAGCAACUGAACAGGACAAAAAAACAUGCCCACCUUACAAAUUUAGAAAUUAAGAAUUUGUCUGAAAACACCCCGAUGUAUGAAGGUGUGGGGCGAAUGUUUGUACUUCAAACAAAAGAAAACAUUCAUUCCCAGUUGUUAAACAAGCAGAAAAUAGCUGAUGAGAAAAUUUCAGAGUUGGAGCAAAAAAAAUCUUAUUUGGAGCGCAGUGUAAAAGAUGCUGAAGAUAACAUAAGAGAGAUGUUGAUGGCUCGAAGAACACAAUAAAAACUGUCUAUUUUCCAUUGUUUUAACUUAAGUAUGCUAAAUAAAAGUAAUUUACUUGAA